Leptonychotes weddellii (Weddell seal) is the source of this 1028-nucleotide messenger RNA. Lineage: Eukaryota; Metazoa; Chordata; Mammalia; Carnivora; Phocidae. The record is from RefSeq and is a predicted model, not a curated record.
CUGGGGGAGCCUGGGGAGCCUGCUGCCCACCCGGGGCCCAGCUCGGGGGCCGGGACCAGGAACGAGAACGUCUCCACCUUGUCCGUGAGCUCCCUGGAGCGGCGGAAAUCGCGGUAUGCAGAACUGGACUUCGAGAAAAUCAUGCACACGCGGAAGCGGCACCAGGACAUGUUUCAGGACCUGAACCGGAAGCUGCAGCACGCGGAGAAGGACAAGGAGGUGCUGGGCCCAGACAGCAAGCAGCCAGAAAAGCAGCAGACACCCAACAAGCGGCCCUGGGAGAGCCUUCGGAAAGCCCACGGGACGCCUGCGUGGGUGAAGAAGGAACUGGAGCCGCUGCCGCCGUCCCCACUGGAGCUGCGGAGCGUGGAGUGGGAGAAGUCGGGCGCCACGAUCCCGCUGGUGGGCCAGGACAUCAUCGACCUCCAGACUGAGGUCUGAGCAGGUGGGCGGCAGCCACGCACCGGGCCACGAGGAGGGAUGCUGCUCUGCCCGCUCCUGCUACGGGACGGGCACAGACAUGCUCUCGGGCUGUGGGCCAGGCCCGCGUCCCGGCCUCAGGGUGCUCGGACGGCGGCCCUGCGGAGGCCCGCCCUGCUGGGACCAGAGCCAGACGGGACAGGAGGCACCAGCGGCCCGCGGGGGCACAGGGCUCCAGAGGCCGGAAGGUGCCUCAGACUCUGCCCUCCUCCAGCCCAGCGCCGGCGGGCAGGCGGGCGGGCCGCGGACAGGGGCCAGGCCAGGUGCGGCCAGCAUCCCCGGGAUGCCUGCCGAGCUGCCGCAGCAGAGGACCAGCCUGCUUGGCCCAGCUGGCCUGGCACCAUUUUUUAGACAUCCCUACCCCUCGGGAAGCAGCCCCCCACCACCUUUCCAGGGCCCGGGGCCCCUCCCCAGACCCAGGUGGAGAGCACAGCCCUCGCUCACCUGCGCAGACCCCAGGGGCAGGACUAGAAGCCCACUCCGGGAAGAGCAGGGGUGGGGAAUCUAUUUUUUCUCUCCUUUUCUUUUCUUCAAUAAAAAGAAUUAAA